GCCGGCUCUCGGGCAGUCCGGGGGAGGCUCUGCGAGGGGCCGGUUGCAUGCACGCUCCCGGGGAGCAGCCGCGGGGCGCUGGGGAAGAGGCGGCGAUGCUGGGCGCGUCGCGCGGAGCCUGCUGAGUGACUUGCCCUGGGGCAGUGGCCGUGCGCCCCGGGGAGCGCAGCAUGGCACCCGGAGCCUCCCCGCGCUAGUCUCUCUCGGGGAGCGCAGCCCGCCUAUGCGCUGCCCAGCGCGGCUCCUGAGCGGCUGGGCAGAGGGGCACCCCCGCGCGGCGCUGGGGCUCGACUGGCGGGGCCCGGGAGCAACCCCCGCGGCGGUGCCCGUGCGCUGAGCCAUGCUGCCCGGCGUGCAGGCGGGCAUAUGGGACAGCGCCUGAUCUGCUGCCUCGAUGCGCCCAGCGCCCUGCAGCCGCCGCCGCUCCUCCCGGUGAGAAGGAAACUCCUGCUGCUCUGCAUCAUGCUCUUCCUCUGGCUCUACAUGUUCUACUCGUGCGCCGGCUCCUGCGCCUCCGUGCCCGGCCUCGCGGGGAGGGGGGCUGGGGAGGCUGCCGCCACCGCUGGAGCGCACGGAGAGGGUCUCCAGGUGCUUUCCAAGUUGCUGCGCCGGGCGCCUUCCGGAGGAGCCAAGGGGCUGGCGGGUUCCGCCGCGGCUUCCCCCUCGGAGCCGCGAGAGGAGCAGAGCGCGGCGCCCGACCCCACCAGCCCCAUCUCCAGCUUCUUCAACGGCUCCGGCACCAAGAAGCUGCCGCAGGCCAUCAUCAUCGGGGUGAAGAAGGGCGGCACGCGGGCGCUGCUGGAGUUCCUGCGGGUGCACCCCGACAUCCGGGCCGUGGGGGCCGAGCCCCACUUCUUCGACCGCAACUACGAGCAGGGCUUCGCCUGGUACAGAGACCUGAUGCCCAGAACCCUGGAUGGACAGAUCACCAUGGAGAAAACCCCUAGCUACUUCGUCACCAAGGAAGCACCUGCUCGAAUCUCCGCCAUGUCAAAGGGCACCAAGCUCAUCGUGGUGGUGCGGGAUCCCGUGACCCGAGCCAUCUCCGAUUACACGCAGACUCUCUCGAAGAAGCCCGAUAUCCCCACCUUUGAGAGCCUGACCUUCAAAAACAGGACUACAGGCCUGAUCGACACCUCGUGGAGCGCCAUCCAGAUCGGCAUCUACGCCAAGCACCUGGAGAACUGGCUCCUCUACUUCCCCAUUGGGCAGAUCCUCUUCGUCAGCGGGGAGAGGCUGAUCAGCGACCCCGCCGGGGAGCUGGGCAGGGUCCAGGACUUUCUGGGCCUUAAGAGGAUCAUCACGGACAAACACUUCUACUUCAACAAAACCAAGGGCUUCCCCUGCCUGAAGAAAGCUGAAGGCAGCAGCAAACCCCACUGCCUGGGGAAAACGAAAGGCAGGACCCACCCCAAUAUAGACAGGGAGGUGGUGCAGAGACUGCGGGAGUUCUACAGGCCUUUCAACAUGAAGUUCUACCAGAUGACUGGGCACGACUUCGGCUGGGACUGAGGCUGGCACGACAGUGUCUCCUUGUAAUUACCCCAUGGUGCAGCUUGCUUCUAUAAAGAUAUGUGUGUGUAUGUAAAAUGUACAGAAAUCUAUUUUAUAAUAAUUUAUUUUUAAUUUUUAAGUAAUUAAUUCACUAAGCUGCCUAACCACACUGUCUAGAAUAUUAGCCCAUAACCUUUUUUUUUUUUAACAUUCCAUGGUGUUUAAUUCUAAUAUUGGUCUUUUUAUUUUGUUUGGUUUAUAAUUGACGGUGCUUCCAUUUAUCUAGAGGAAAUUAGUAUUAAAAAGGAAGAGGGGGGGAAAAGCACAAUUUUAUUUUCGUUACGGGUAUUAGGCCUUUAUAAACAUUUACUUGUCAUCUUCCAACUCUCUAGUAUCUGUCCCCCUACCUUUUGCAUGAGAUCUGUUGGCCCGUCAUCACGUUCCUUCCUGCCUUCUGAAUAACAGUAGGGGCGGGAGAGGCUGUGCUGCUUUUUGAAGCUCAGAUGCUUAUUCCCAACAUAGCAGCUGCUUUGCAGGGGCGUUAUAAUGUGCAAAAUCCAUCAGUAUCCACACUCCCCAGCCAUACUGCUGCUGGGAGACUUCUGCUUGCUUCUGUUUCCCCAAGUGUUGCUUGGUGCAUAAGGUGCUCCUUUGGAAAAGAGCACCAAUGGCAUGAGAUUUUGCUGCAAGGGGGGAGCAGUCUUAUCA
Terrapene triunguis (Three-toed box turtle) is the source of this 2202-nucleotide messenger RNA. Its product is annotated as heparan sulfate glucosamine 3-O-sulfotransferase 3B1-like. Gene Ontology annotation, molecular function: [heparan sulfate]-glucosamine 3-sulfotransferase activity. The coding region runs from base 367 to 1512 and encodes 381 amino acids. The record is from RefSeq and is a predicted model, not a curated record. The transcript has 2 exons. NCBI's taxonomy places the organism in Eukaryota, Metazoa, Chordata, Testudines, Emydidae.